CCGGAAAAAUUACAAAUCAGCUGGUGAGAGCGAGAGAGAGAGAAAGAGCGAGAGCCGGGGCAAGAUGGCAGCCACACCGACUCAAGAUUUACCUCCCAAGGGAGGUUAUGCCCCUAUUAACUUCAUCAGGAUUCCAGCACGGUCCUAUUUUAACGGGUACCAGCUGUUUGCAGGAUUUGGGGCAGUGUCAGCCGUCGCCUUCUACCUCUACUACAAAACCUACAGUAUGGUCAGGCGUGAGGACAUUGAGAUGCGGAGUGGUCUGCUGGCCAUAGAACCCAUGCUGCUGGCCGAGAGAGACAGGGAGUUCCUCAAGCAGAUCAGGAGGAACAGAGAUGAAGAGGCAAAGCUGAUGGCCAACGUGGAGGGGUGGGAGGUGGGCACAUACCGCGGGGAGCCCAUUUACAAGACAGUGUCCAAGGAGCGUUUCUUGGAUCCAGUUAUCAAUGAAUAUUUUGCACACGGACACACCAAAGCAUACUCCGAUAAUGCCUUCUUCUCUCUGUUUACUUAGAGAGAGAGAGAGAGAGGGGGAGAGGAGAAAGGUAGAGAAGGGUAGAGAGAGAGAGAGAGUUUUUUUUUUAUGGGUUUUGGCUAAAUAAGAGAGAGGAAGAGAUAAUUUUUGGUGCGUUUUGGUCAAGAAAUGUGAAAGUUUUGUGUUUUUUUGUUGAGAGAGACAGAGAGAGAGAGAGAGAGAGAGAGAGGUCAGGUUUGGGGUUUGGUUGUUUGUUGGUGUAUAUAUAUUUAGGAAGAAGGAAGAGGAGGAGGAGGAGGAGGAGAGGAAGAGGAGGAGGAGGUGGAGGAUUUUGUGGUGUUUAAAUAAAGAAGCAGAAUAGAA
Portunus trituberculatus (swimming crab) is the source of this 838-nucleotide messenger RNA. It is a transcript of the gene ND-B16.6, whose product is annotated as NADH dehydrogenase [ubiquinone] 1 alpha subcomplex subunit 13-like. The coding region runs from base 65 to 514 and encodes 149 amino acids. The record is from RefSeq and is a predicted model, not a curated record. Lineage: Eukaryota; Metazoa; Arthropoda; Malacostraca; Decapoda; Portunidae. The transcript is spliced from 4 exons.